Molecule: messenger RNA, 159 nt
Organism: Peronospora matthiolae
Lineage: Eukaryota; Oomycota; Peronosporomycetes; Peronosporales; Peronosporaceae
Source: the annotation of a GenBank genome assembly
AUGCAACAGUACAGAGCUCAACGGCGGUCGAGCGAGAUCCGUGACUGUGACGACGGCGUACCAGUACCGGAACGGCCUCCACUAGCACGGGUGCAGGUGGCGAUCGACGAGUGCUUCUGCGAGCGCUUCUGCAACUGCUACUGCCAGUGCAACUGCUAA